AUCCGCAUUGCGGGUCCAAGGAUUGUAGAUUGUGCCCAAUAUCUAGGUCCGCUUUGAACAGGCCAACAGGCUGCGCUAUCGCGAUACAAAUAAAAAACAACCAAACGAACGCAUCGCCGCCGCCGGGCCAUUCGGGAUGAUUCAAGCUGAUCUGUUUAUCGGAGAAAAUGUAAUGGGAAGAAAGAGACGGCAAAGAGACCCCGAGAGAUAUGCGACAAAAGCGCGAAACACAAGUCGGCUGACGCAAGGACGCUGCUACAGCUUCCUCGCUUCCACUUCCUUGUCACCCAGUCGGAGACGUCCUGUCAGCUAAGGGCCCGUCAGGGCAUUAAGUUACUGUGCAGAAGUGUGCUAGGGCUGAUUAGAACCCCCUCUUGACCUCUCCCACCUGCCGGCCACCCAGACCCGGUGCGCUAUAGCGGCUCCGGACAGCGUGUGGGGGGAGGGGGGAGGGCCCUGGCGGGACGGAGUCGGGUACGUUAAGCAUCUCGACAUGCUCGACAUGGAGCGCCUGCGGGGUGGUGGGCAGGCAACCCACCGGGCACAGCGAAAGGUUGGUUGCCUACACGGGAGGGGGGCUCCUGCGUCUCCCCGCUUUCCAGGGAGGGCUGUUGAAGGCAUUCUGACUGUUAUGCCUUGCCGGAGGCAUCAAGACGCUUCAAAUCCGCAUGCCGCAUGCAGCUAUCGGACUCCGUGAGGCACCCAGGCACCUUCCCUUUCUCAGAAGGUUUCCGUGGCAACAAUGAGCCAUGUGACAAGGCGGGACAACACCGACGACAGGCCAUAAUGGCCAAAAUUUUUAAUAAUAAAAUAAAAUAAAAUGAAACUAACAAGAACUGACAGGAAAUUUUUACAUGUAAUUUUAGCAUUUUAAGUUAUCACACCAAGAUCAAGAAUGGCGACUGAAGAGGAGCUUCUUGGGAAGUUGGGAGGGCUUAUCAAAGAGCUGGAUUAUUGUUGUGGCUCUAAUACAAAGCAGACCUGUUCGGACCAUGCUGGUAGGAAACAUAAACAGUGGAGAGAUAUACCACCACCUAAGCAUAGAAAGGUACCUUUUGAGAUAGAUUGGCAAACCUAUCCCAUGGUCACAGGUCUACCAGUAAAAGAGACCCGUUUCAAAGCGAAUAUGCGAGAAGUGGCCACUGAAGUCCCAAGGAUCAAUGUAGACUAUGAGCCUCGUACAUGGUUACCCAAGCCUGUGGAUUUAGGUGGCAACGGUACUCCCUGGGACUUGCGACGAUACCGCAGCAGGGAGCUGGUGGCAAGCCAAAUUUACUUUGGAUGUGCAUGUCCAAAAAGGAAUGGUCUGCAGGAUGAGUGUCGACGGCUAGACUGUCGAGGAAAAGACUGUUGCCUGUCACAGCCAGUGACCAAGUGCAGACCCAGUGGAGGGCCAGGUGUCUGUGAACUUCCUAGUAGAAGAGCACACAAAAACAACUGUUGGUGUGAUACGUGCCGCCCUGGAUGCUGUCUCACUGGCCGUAUGACUCCACGAGCAGCACAAUCAAGCACAGACUGUGCAGAGUGCAUCUGCCUUCAGUCAGUGCAGUGUGGAUCAAACUGUGCACAUUACUGUGACAAACACAUGCUUGGAGUAGCAGCCAAGCCUUGCCCACCAAUAAUCUAUUAAAUUUAG
Messenger RNA from Frankliniella occidentalis (western flower thrips), 1636 nucleotides. RefSeq lists its product as uncharacterized. Lineage: Eukaryota; Metazoa; Arthropoda; Insecta; Thysanoptera; Thripidae. The record is from RefSeq and is a predicted model, not a curated record. The transcript is spliced from 7 exons. Bases 896 to 1630 code for a protein of 244 amino acids.